UAAUCCCGUGAAAUUAGAAAAGAAUUAAUAAAUAUGACUGUUCUAACGGACCUAUCAGCAUUUCGCAAGUGCGACCCGUGAUUCCUUGCGCGUUGGAGUUCAGAUCAAGGUUUUCUGAUCGGUCAUAGUUUGAGGAGGUGAAAAGUGUGGCGGUGCUUUAUUCGAUAUUCUUUAUGAGAUCUUAUAUUUAACGGUUGGCUUCUGAAUUUCUUUCGCAGCCAUGUCAGCCGCAACUACACAUAAAUAUCGUUAUAAAAAUGUGGGUCUGGACUCACAAGAACUGAGAAGACGUAGAGAAGAGGAAGGUGUCCAAUUAAGAAAACAGAAAAGAGAACAACAAUUAUCAAAAAGACGUAAUGUUCCUAAUAUGGUUGCUGAUGAUGAUAAUGUUACAGGAAAUGAAUCUGCUUAUCCUGCACCACAAUCAAAAACCUCUAUUAUUGUACUUGAAAUGGUGCAAGAAUUGUACAGUCCUAAUCCAGAAGCUCAAUUGGCAGCUACGCAAAAAUUUAGAAAAAUGUUGUCUAGAGAACCAAAUCCUCCAAUAGAUGAAGUUGUAAAAACUGGAAUUGUACCUAAAUUUGUUGAAUUUCUAGAGAAUAAUGCAAAUUGUACAUUGCAGUUUGAAGCUGCUUGGGCUUUAACGAAUAUAGCGAGUGGAACGUCUCAACAAACGCGUGUAGUAGUAGAUGCAGGAGCUGUACCUAUUUUCAUAUCAUUACUUGGUUCUGAAUAUGAAGAUGUUCAAGAACAGGCAGUUUGGGCAUUGGGCAAUAUUGCAGGAGAUAGUCCUGAAUGUAGAGAUCAUGUAUUAGACAGAGGAAUCCUCACUCCUCUGUUGCAAUUACUUUCUAAAGCAACACGUUUAUCAAUGACACGUAAUGCGGUGUGGGCAUUAUCCAAUCUUUGUCGAGGCAAGACUCCACCACCAGAAUUCACAAAAGUCGCACCAUGUUUACCAGUUUUAGCUCAUUUUCUCAAUCAUACUGAUAGUGACGUUCUUGCCGAUGCUUGUUGGGCUCUUUCCUAUUUAAGUGAUGGUCCAAAUGAAAAAAUUCAGGCAGUUAUUGAUGCAGGUGUAUGCAGACGUUUGGUAGAAUUACUUAUGCAUCAACAAGAAAAUGUUGUCAGUGCUGCGCUUCGAGCAGUGGGCAAUAUAGUUACAGGUGACGAUGUACAAACACAAAUUGUUCUUAAUUGUUCUGCGUUACAUUGUUUGUACCAUCUAUUGAAUUCGUCUCAAGAAAGUAUUCGUAAAGAAGCUUGUUGGACAAUUUCUAAUAUUACGGCAGGAAAUCCUCAGCAAAUUCAAGCUGUCAUUGAUGCCGGUAUAUUUCCCGUCCUAAUUGAUAUUUUAGCAAAAGCAGAAUUUAAGAUUCGAAAAGAAGCAGCAUGGGCGAUUACUAAUGCUACAAGCGGUGGUGCACCGGAACAAAUACGUUAUAUUGUUGUUGAAGGAUGUAUUCCACCAUUGUGCAAUUUGUUAACAGUAAUGGAUCCUAAGAUUGUUCAAGUUGCAUUAAGCGGUUUAGAAAAUAUCUUGCGCGUGGGAGAACAAGAUGCUGCCUCGCAUAAUGGUAUUAAUCAUUAUGCAGUAUUAAUCGAAGAAUGUUUCGGCCUAAACAAAAUAGAAUUUUUGCAAUCUCAUCAAAAUGUAGAAAUAUAUCAGAAGGCCUUCGAUAUAAUUGAACGAUAUUUUGGUUCUGAAGAAGAGGAUACUCGAGUGGUACCUACUAUUGAUGCACAAGGACAACAGUUCCAAUUCAGAGCACCUGAUUCAUCUCAAUUACCUGUCCAGGGCUUUGAAUUUUAAUCGAUUAGUUUUAAUCGAAUCUCCAAAUGUAUUAUCUGGUUCAAUCUUGUUUUGUUCCUUGUGUUUACAUCUAUUUUUCGUAAAAGGAACUUAUUCAAAAUGAAAGAAAAAUAUCAGUCAGAUGCAAAACAGUGGUAUAUUUAUACAUAUACUUUGAAUUCGUUUGUAUUGAUCAGAAUAUCAGCAAAAAAAAUCUUGAAGUGAUCAGUUUUUUGCUCGACGAUAAAGAUGAGUAAAAUGUUUAUACGCAGUUAUUUUAAGUGGUUUUCUCUUAUUAUUUUAGCUACACCAUAUGCAUCAUUCUAAGUUUAUUACAAAAAUGCAAUUGUUUAUUACGAAUCUAUAUCAAAUUGUGACAAUGCUUUUAUUUCUUAAGCUUUGAAGCAAUUUGGAUAGUUUCGUAGUUAUAUUUGAACACAUAACAUAAAUCAUAUUAGUAUGAAACAUUUAGUUUAUUGAAAUUAACAAAGUAAACACUUUAGUGCUUAAGUAGAAACAAAUAACUACGGAAACAAUGAUCAGGACAAUUUACUAUUGAGGUAGACUUAUACCUCGAACGACGUAUGACUGACUCAGAAUUACGAAAACUUGCACAACUGGCAAGACAUAAAUGACUGAAGUACGCGACUACGUAGCCAACACUGACAACUUAUGCAACGCGUUACUCACAUCCUUACUACAUUAGGUAGGAACAUGACCAAUUAAACUUUUUUACUGUAAAUACGUAUCUUGUAAUUUUAAGGCUAUUUUAUACAGAAUGCCCUAAAAAAACAAUAUUUAUGUUAUAUUAAUAUGAUCUUUAAAAAAAUUAUUUUAAAAUACAUACAUAUAAAUGCAUGUUUAACAUUUUAUUCAAUAUUGGCACAAAUAUGUUGUUAGA
Messenger RNA from Apis laboriosa (Himalayan honeybee), 2693 nucleotides. RefSeq names its product importin subunit alpha-7 (gene Kap-alpha1). Gene Ontology annotation, molecular function: protein binding; nuclear import signal receptor activity. The record is from RefSeq and is a predicted model, not a curated record. The coding region runs from base 221 to 1813 and encodes 530 amino acids. Gene Ontology annotation, biological process: NLS-bearing protein import into nucleus. The transcript has 8 exons. Gene Ontology annotation, cellular component: cytoplasm; nucleus; nucleoplasm. NCBI's taxonomy places the organism in Eukaryota, Metazoa, Arthropoda, Insecta, Hymenoptera, Apidae.